UAUUUUUUAAAUAUUUUUCAGAGUGAUUUGGGGUACAGACCGCGGAGCAGUGCCAGUGUAAGCGGAAUAACGAGAAAUCCAACGAGCUCUAGUGGUAGUUCUAGCAGUUUAGGUGGUUAUCGGAGCAGCUACUCAACGAGUCUCGGAUCCGCUCGAGCAUCGUUAGCUUCUUCAAAAGACAGAACAAUUACCCCGUCUUCAGGAUACAGAAGUACUGGAUUAUUGAAACGGACUGAAGAUAAAUCCUAUAAGCUCCCAAAUAAAAGCGAAAAAAGCCUCGGAACAACGCUGCUGGAAAAGUAUUCUUAUCCUGUAACAAAAACGAGCCCGCGUAUAUCAUCAGUGCUGGAGAAAUACGGGGAGCGUGUCGGUGACAAGACCCGAGAAUCAGAGACACCGUCAAGGUAUGUGAACAGCUCGUAUCGCGGAUCUGGAUCGCGUGAAAACGACCAAGACAAAAGUGGAGAAAAAAUAAAAGGAAAUGAUAAUUCGGGUGCUUCCUCUUCAAGACCCUCCUCUUCAAAUGCCUCUCACUACUCUAACACCAAUUCAAACCGGGGUAAUGCCGCAACUUUGCCGAGAAGUUUCGCCUCAACUUCUACAAGAGAACCCAGUCCCGAAAUUACUGGGACAAAGCCGACCUCCUUCAAAGUUCACGCCAGAAUUUCAAAUUAUGGACAGACUGGAACUGCAUCUGAAACACCAGUAACUAGCAAGUUUACCAACUCCUCGAGGCAAGGAUCUUCCUCAGCGAGUCAUAAUGGAGAGAGAACCGAAAUACCUAUAGGCCAGCCCCAUCCUCCCAGCUCGACAACAAUAGCAACAGCAACAACUACCACUACUGCUUCAGCAUCAGCAUCCGCUGACAGACUGUUGUCUUCAUUAUCCUCUAUGAAAACAGUUUCUUCAGUGUUAAAUCCCGACGGGGAAUACGACAGCAACAAAUCCACACCUACACCCACUGAAUCGGUAAACAUCUCUCAGUCAAACUCACUCGGAAAAAGUGUAAUUGAAGUCUCAGACAAGGAUAACCAAAAGGAUCAAGUUAAAGACAAAGAAGAAGACAAUGAAGAUAAAGAUAAAGACGGUCAGCCGAGAAACAAAGCAAAAACAAAUGUACCCUCCAGCACCGAAGAUCCUGUCAAACUAGUAACUAUCACCGUCGUCUCGCGUGGAACAUCUCCAGGCCCCCCAGGACCCGCCACAGCGUUUAUCCGAUCGAGAAGAGUCGACAUAGCUCGCACUAUCCAGAAAGAUAUCACUCGUUUCAUUAAAAACCCAGAAGAAUUCAAAGACGCCGGGAUGCAGAGCGACCGUAUGGAUGACACCGCCAGAUAUUCGCGGUACGCCAUCCGGUCUUCACCUUGGUCUGCCUCCUCACCCUCCUCGUCGUAUCUCGAAAAAUUUUCAUCUUCAGGUUCUUUUUCGAGGACUUACGACUCCAGAGUCAGCAAUUUUGGGUACAGACCGGCUGUUACAGAACCCUCUUCUUCAGCUAUUUCUUCAGCUUCCACUCCGCCUCCACCUUUUUCUUCUACAUCGAUAACUAGACACAACGAAGCUCAUUUUAAAACUGCAAGUGUUAAACCCGAGGACACAAAAGAACCCCCGUGUCCUGCCACGCAAGAUUGCAAUUUAUCACCCGAACUAGAGACCGAAAAGACGUCUCCGGAGAAGGAAGUUAAGCGGGAUAACUCUGUUACCUCGGGUUCAUCAUCUGCUCCGUCAUCCCGACGCGCCUCGCUAUCAAGGCAAGAUGUCACACCCAAGUCUCUGUCGAGGAAUGGCUCUGCUAAGAGCUUUAAGCCUCAACAACAGCAACAACAACGUCAAAUAACACCGGGAAGAACUGACUCUUCGGACAGCGCGACUGUCAGUUUGCCAACUGGCAAGUCCAAGUCCACGUCAGCCAGCUCGCUGACGAGUCAUAAUGCAAAAAUAAGAGCUCCCUCUCAGUCUCUCAAAACUUCAUCCGAGGUGGUCACCUCGUCAUCCGCGGCUACACCUUCUAAUUCGCGCAGUGGAUCCGCUACUGCACGUGGAAAGCCUCCCGUUCCUGGGAAAACUACUAGUGACAGUUCUGGGAGUAUGAAGACCUCUGGUUCUGGUUCUAGUUCUAUCAAGUAUGUCAACAAAGACUUUAGAAAAUCCGCGCUCAAUAUGCCGGAUGCAAGUGACUCUAGUUCGAGAAAUAAAUUAAAUCGCAAGAGAACUAAAAGCUCGCGCAGUGGCUCUGUCAGUUCUCAGGAGGACGUUAAGAGUAAUAAUAGCUUCUCUACUAGUAAUAAUAGUAAUAAUGGAAACGAAACAAGUGGUAAGAGUCAUAUACCUCGUAUAAAUGGCUUAAAAAACGGCUCUAGCUCCUGUCUUGUUAUUUAUAAUAAGCUAAGAAGCAACUCAGAAUCUCCAAGAAGAAAAGCUAGCGUAUCUUCGGAGCAAACUAGUUUGCCAAGUGACUCUUGCUCAAGCUCUUCUUCUUCAUCCUCCUCUUCUUCUUCGUCAUCUUCCGAGAGCAAUGAUGAAGAUCAGCCGAAGAGCAAUCGAAGAAAACGCAGGAGCAAAAAUUCGACGAGUUCAAUGGGGAAAAAAAUGGGAAGCAAGGCUCUUGCUGUCAGUGCGAGUUCUUCGAGAACAAGUGUCUUAGCGCUGUCUACCGACGAAUUGUCUCUAGGAAUGGACAAACCGAGAGCUGGCUCCUCGUGUGGAAGCUUCAAGAGUGAGAAAUUGAAAACUGACGAGGCUAAGGCUUUUCUUAUAAGGACUUUGACGCCUGUUGCUAAUAUUUAUGAGGAAGACACCAGGUCCGAUAGUUGGGGGAAAAAAGAACCACGGAGAGGAUCGAUAAGGUCGAAUUCUGGGAGCCAGAAUUUUAAUGCGAAUAACGGAUUAGGUUUUUCUGAGAAUAAUAAUAAUGUUAAUAUUGUUAGUAAUGAUAGUAAUAAUAAUAAUAAUGAUAAUAAUAAUAAUAAUAAUAAUAGUUGUGGUGGAAGAGAAAAUGAGACAUUGAAAAGACAAUAUUCUGGGGAAAAAGCUUGGUGGAUGGACGCUAACUCAGACAAUGUACCUGAGGGGAUAGAGCGUGUUAGUGUCUGUCAAGAUGAAAUAAGUCAAGAGACAACUGUCAGCACUAAUUUGCCUGAUGAUGGUAAAUACAAAGUAUGGAAAGACUCAGUGCAAGAAGACAGUUGGUGGAUAAACCAAGAGGAGCUGCCCGUGAAGAAAGAAUCGAGCUCGUCGUCGAGAAAAACAAGCAAAAAAUCAAGCAGCGCUACCGAGCGGAAAAACCGUCUGAAGCAUCAGCAAUCCGGAGAACGUGCUUGGUGGAUGAGCGAGGACCCCAGUGAAGUACCCGAAGGCAUUGAAGUUUACCCGAGUGGCGGCGCGUCCCCGCAAAACGUGAGCCAAGGACAAGACUCGGUCCCGGGAAGCGAGACUGUUUCGCUGAGUGUCAAUAGAAUAAGACACAUUGAGUCGGGAGAACGCGCCUGGUGGAUGGACAGUAACUCAAAUAUUCCCGAGGGUGUACAGAAAAUAAGUAUCGAGAACGAGUCCAAUAGCAAUUCGGACGACUUGUCCGGGUCGUAUGAGAAACUUGAAAUAUAUCCCGGCAGAUCGAUUGUCGGGGGUGAUGGUUGCACUUCUGUGGGACGUACUGGACACCAAGGACAUACUGAGUCGGAGAUGGGUAUUGAAUUUACGACGUCAAUGUCGGAGGAUUUGCCUCUCGGCGAUCGUAUAAGUCCAGAAGGGGUUGAAAAUCCAUCAACGUUAGAAUGUUACCGGACACCGAGUUACGACAAGAUCCAGCCCAUAAACAUGCAUCAUAAUCAUGUGCGUCGCAAAUCAUCGCCGCGCAAGCGGCCAUCGACGUUGCCUUUGUUCAUCGGCGGAGUUACCAAUAUCGAUGACAUUCUAGGUGAACCAGCUGCUUACAACACUUCCGUAAUAUCACGCGUAUACAAACAGGAAGCGGUGAAUGUUGGAGAAACUUCGGAUGGGAGCUCGGAAUGUGAAGAGAUAGAUGUGGCUGAAGUUAUAAUCCACGACAGCACGCCGAAAACUCCGGUUAUUCAACGACGAGUAAGGGAUAAAGAGAGACCACAGCCAGACGGUUACAUCCCGGUAAGUCUACAUACAAAGUUAUAUCAACUGAACUUAAUUUAUUUACAUAUUUAUAUUGUUCUUUUGGUGAUUGUUUUUCUCGUUGUGUAUUUGAGGGAACUUUUGAAUUUAUCUUCAAACGAAACGACUCUUUACGUUGUUUAG
This is a messenger RNA of Cotesia congregata, 4266 nucleotides long. NCBI's taxonomy places the organism in Eukaryota, Metazoa, Arthropoda, Insecta, Hymenoptera, Braconidae. The record is from the annotation of a GenBank genome assembly.